Medicago truncatula (barrel medic) is the source of this 1332-nucleotide messenger RNA. Its product is annotated as zinc finger protein CONSTANS-LIKE 4. Gene Ontology annotation, biological process: regulation of flower development. The record is from RefSeq and is a predicted model, not a curated record. Gene Ontology annotation, molecular function: zinc ion binding; protein binding; DNA-binding transcription factor activity. The transcript has 2 exons. Gene Ontology annotation, cellular component: nucleus. NCBI's taxonomy places the organism in Eukaryota, Viridiplantae, Streptophyta, Magnoliopsida, Fabales, Fabaceae. Bases 144 to 1094 code for a protein of 316 amino acids.
GUGAUACUUUACCCCAAUCACCACAACCACACAUACCCUCCUCUCUUCUUCUACACUCCCAAUCCAAUUACAAAACUUGACCAACACACUCACAACACUCUCAUCCUUCUAAACUCUAAGCAACUCUCAAUUCAAUAAACAAAAUGGCUACUAAGCUCUGUGAUUCUUGCAAGUCAACAAAGGCAACACUAUUCUGCCGUUCUGAUUCAGCUUUCCUCUGUCUAACCUGUGAUUCAAACAUCCAUGCCGCCAACAAACUCGCCUCCCGCCACCACCGUGUCACACUCUGCCAAGUUUGUGAACAAGCUCCGGCUCACGUCACCUGCAAAGCCGACGCAGCUGUUCUAUGUAUCUCCUGUGAUCAUGAUAUCCACUCUGCUAACCCCCUAGCUCGUCGCCACGAACGUGUCCCCCUCACCACCACCUUCAACCACCAGAACAGCCAGCAACAAUCAUUCUUCUCUGAAAAUGAUCACGACGCCACCACGGAAGAAGCAGAAGCUGCUUCCUGGCUUCUCCAAACUCCUUCAAACCCUAAAUUCCCUGAUCUCAAUUACUCUCACUACUCGUACCCCGAAAUCGAUGAUUUCGUCACUGUCAACACUAAAACAGACUUGCCAGAGCAAAACAGUCCCGGCACCACCGCAGAUGGCGUCGUUCCGGUGCAGUCUCAUAGCAAAACCGCCACCGAACACGAACAUGAACACUACUCAGAUAUCAACAUCGAUUUCUCCAACUCAAAACCUUUCACUUACAAUUUCAAUCACACCGUAUCUUCACCGUCGAUGGAUGUUGGAGUUGUGCCGGACGGAAACGUGAUGACGGAGAUAUCGUACUGCAGUUACCAAACAACGGCGACGGAGACGGCGCCGAUGACGGUGGCGGUUCCGAUGACGGCGGUGGAAAGAGAAGCUAGGGUUAUGAGGUACAGAGAGAAGAGAAAGAAUAGAAGAUUCGAGAAGACUAUUCGCUACGCUUCGAGAAAAGCUUAUGCAGAAACUAGACCUAGAAUUAAAGGAAGGUUUGCGAAACGAUCAGAUUUAAAUAUGAAUUUAAUUGCAGAGGAUGAAUACGGCGUCGUUCCUUCCUGUUGAAGUUCACCGGAUCUGACACGUCGAUUAGAAAGGUCGGUCCGUGUUUGAAUGAAUGCUUUCAAGUCUUUCUCGAGUAUCUUGAAUUUUCAUUAACCUUAUGAAUUAAUAUUAAAAUGUAAUGUAAUACGAUGUUAUGUAUAUGUACGUUUUACAGUUUAGUUAGUUUUACGAGACUUCUGUAUAUAUUUUUUGUUCCAAUGUUAAAAGAUAUGUAUUAUGUAAUGCUAUGUUUAUUGAA